Molecule: messenger RNA, 756 nt
Organism: Sitodiplosis mosellana (orange wheat blossom midge)
Lineage: Eukaryota; Metazoa; Arthropoda; Insecta; Diptera; Cecidomyiidae
Product: peptidyl-tRNA hydrolase ICT1, mitochondrial
Exons: 3
Coding region: 93-668 (191 amino acids)
Biological process (GO): mitochondrial translational termination
Cellular component (GO): mitochondrial large ribosomal subunit
Molecular function (GO): translation release factor activity
Source: RefSeq, a predicted model, not a curated record
UCGAAAAUCUAACCUCAUUCGAAUGUCAUAAUAGAAUGCCAUUCGUCGCUCACACAGAAACUAAAUAAGAAAUUUAAUUUGAAAAGAAAAAAAUGUUCAAAGUGUUGCGAUUGGUUUGUCAUCAACGGCAAUUUCCUGCUGUGCGGCAAUUUUCAUUCAAAAGUGAUAUUUCAACAGAGGUCUUGUAUCCAAACAGCAAACAACAAUUAUUUACACCACCGCCACCACCUCCACGCGCUGACAACAAAUUCAAUGGAUACAUCCCGAUGAAUGCCGUUUCAGUUACAUAUUCGCGUAGCAGUGGGCCAGGCGGUCAAAAUGUGAAUAAACUUGAUACGAAAGUUGAUCUUCGGUUUCAUGUGAAAACCUCCGAAUGGAUACCAGAAGCUGUGCGAGAGAAAAUCCUUAUCAAGUUCAAAAACCAAAUCAACAAAGAUGGUUACUUUGUGGUGAAGAGUGAUUUGACUCGCUAUCAGCACUUGAAUUUGGCUGAUGCUCUGGAACGUGUGCGAAGCAUAAUUCGUGAUUUAGAAGAAGAUCUCACUCCAAAGGAAACAAAGCCCGAAAAGUUGGCAGAGAUUCAAAGACGACACGAAAAAGCCGCACGAGAACGAUUAUUUGUAAAACGAAGCCGAUCACAAACCAAAUCCGAUCGUUUAGUCGGGUAAACACCCAUUUUGUUACUAUGCAAUAGCCCCGGAUUGAACGGAAUUUUGAAUUUAAUUGAAUAAAUGUGGAUUUAUAACAAAAAAAAAA